GCUUGCGCCAAAUUUCCCGCAUGCUCAGUAGCUGAGGCAGGUUUGCGGUGCAUCCUCUAACGACCCAUUGACUGUGCGAAAGUGCAGGACCGGAAACGUCGUGAGACCUGUGUCUUGAGAGCGCGUUUUCUGUUACUCCUGAAGUGUCUUUGGGCUGACGUUAUUCCAGGUGUGCCUUAUUAUGGCUUCCAGGCACACUGUGUUGAUGCGGUUGGUAGCUUCAGCGUAUUCUAUUGCUCAAAAGGCAGGAUCGAUAGUCAGACGUGUUAUUGCUGAAGGAGACCUGGGUAUCGUGGAGAAGACCUGUGCAACAGACUUGCAGACCAAAGCUGACCGAUUGGUACAGAUGAGCAUAUGUUCUUCACUGGCACGGAAAUUUCCCAAACUAACAAUUAUAGGAGAAGAGGAUCUGCCUUCCGAGGACGUGGACCAAGAACUGAUUGAAGAUGGCCAGUGGGAGGAAAUACUGAAGCAACCAUGCCCAUCACAGUACAGUACUAUUAAGGAGGAGGAUCUCGUGGUCUGGGUUGAUCCUCUGGAUGGAACCAAGGAAUACACUGAAGGUCUUCUUGACAAUGUAACCGUUCUUAUUGGAAUUGCUUAUGAAGGAAAAGCCAUAGCAGGAAUUAUUAACCAGCCAUAUUACAAUUAUCAGGCAGGACCAGAUGCUGUGUUGGGGAGGACAAUCUGGGGAGUUUUAGGUUUAGGUGCCUUUGGGUUUCAACUGAAAGAAGUUCCUGCUGGGAAGCACAUUGUCACAACUACCCGAUCCCAUAGCAACAAGUUGGUUACUGACUGUGUUACUGCUAUGAACCCUGAUGAUGUGCUACGAGUGGGAGGAGCAGGAAAUAAGAUUAUUCAGCUGAUUGAAGGCAAAGCCUCUGCUUAUAUAUUUGCAAGUCCUGGAUGUAAGAAGUGGGAUACUUGUGCUCCAGAAGUUAUUUUACAUGCUAUGGGAGGCAAGUUAACUGAUAUCCAUGGGAAUGCCCUUCAGUACAACAAGGAUGUGAAGCAUAUGAACUCCGCAGGGGUCCUGGCCACACUGAGGAAUUAUGACUACUAUGCAAGUCGAGUUCCAGAAUCUGUUAAAAAUGCACUUGUUCCUUAAAGGAAAGUUUCAUUUACUUAGCUAGAAGGACUUGGUUAUCAAAAUAAUACAUUUUAAAAUUAAUUAGAUGAAAUUAGAGCUCCACCUUUCUUCAUUGUUGAUCAGUAAUUGAUAUUUAGUUACUGAGGAGUAGAAAACAGAAUUAAAGAAUUAAACUUGAUCAGUUAAUCAACCAGACCAGUUUUGACAUCUGGAGAAUUUAUAAACUCAAUAUAUUAUGUUGCUUUUCCUUCUCUGAUGUGGAGAAAUGAGAAAAAUGUUUAGUUCCAAUUGACAAUUUAGGUCAAUUGUUUAAUCAACAUUCCUGUCUUGUAAACCAGAUUUCUUUAGAGCACCAGUUGUUUCCAGAAUCUCAUUCUUGUUUUUUACAGUAAUUUUUAAGCUGUUUCUACUCCAAUUAUUAAUGUAUAUAAUGUUAUUGUAUAUGUGGAUGAAACAGAUUCAUGAGAAAAGCUUCCUUAAAAUAAAUUAUUUAAUCCUAA
Molecule: messenger RNA, 1590 nt
Organism: Carlito syrichta (Philippine tarsier)
Lineage: Eukaryota; Metazoa; Chordata; Mammalia; Primates; Tarsiidae
Gene: BPNT1
Product: 3'(2'), 5'-bisphosphate nucleotidase 1
Exons: 9
Coding region: 182-1108 (308 amino acids)
Biological process (GO): phosphatidylinositol phosphate biosynthetic process
Molecular function (GO): 3'(2'),5'-bisphosphate nucleotidase activity
Source: RefSeq, a predicted model, not a curated record